GGGAGGGGUUGGUUUGUUGACAGGAAGCGAGCACGGCGGAAUCACUACCCCACCGUGUAUGUAUAGUUUAGCCCGACAAAACAGCGGGCUUCGCAUUUGGAGACGCCUCGAAGGUAAUGUGGACUUGAAUUAUGCGUUUUACGAUCGAUUUGACGAGGCAAAGAUGCAAUGGAGGUCGAUAGUAGUUGGUCUGGUGGUACUGAGACUCUCUGUCAGCUGGGUGCUGUGGUUAGCCUUCGGACUGGGACCGAACGUCAGCUGUGGGUUCAACUUCCCCAUCAGCUUCAGUUUGCACAAAUUAGACUUGUUGUUCAGGGAGGAGAAGGAAGCCGACCUGAGCGGUACUACGUGGUCUCAACGAAUACAAGGCCCCAAAUAUGAGACGGAGACCAGCACCUGUGCGAAGGUUGGACCGGAGUCACCUCAGAGGUCCUACCUGAGCCUCUUCGACGGGAACAAGGACGAGUACGUCCGGAGAUACAGCUCCUUCCCGGACACUCUGAGGGCGAAAAUGAAAGGCAUGGCUAAGGAAAUGUUCUACUUCGGCUAUGAGAAUUAUAUGAAAUAUGCCUUUCCAGAGGACGAGCUGAAUCCCAUUGACUGUGAGGGGAGAGGUCCAGACGUCCUGAACCCGUCAAACAUCAAUAUAAACGAUGUCUUGGGAAACUAUUCCCUUACUCUAAUUGACACCUUGGACACGCUGCUUGUGCUCGGAAAUGUGACCGAAUUCCAGAGAGCUGUCAAACUGGUUAUAGAGACGGUUUCCUUUGACAAGGAUUCAACAGUACAAGUUUUUGAGGCAAACAUCAGGAAAUGUCAUUAAUAUCCAAACAGGCCAGUGGGUUAGUAAGCAGAGUGGUCUUGGAGCUGGAAUGGACUCCUUCUAUGAGUAUUUGCUGAAAUCAUACAUCCUUUUUGGUGAAAUUGARGACUACCGCAUGUUUAAAACUGCUUACGAGAGCAUACAGAAUCACCUGAGAAGAGGGCGAGAGUCUUGCAACAAAGGAGAGGGCGACCCUCCUCUUUAUGUUAAUGUGAACAUGUUUAGUGGGGAGAUAAUGAACACUUGGAUUGACUCCCUUCAGGCCUUCUUUCCUGGGCUGCAGGUGCUGAAUGGGGAUAUAGAUGAUGCUAUUUGCCUGCAUGCCUUCUACUAUGCCAUCUGGAAGCGCUUCGGAGCUCUGCCGGAGAGAUAUAACUGGCAGCUUCAGGCUCCUGAUGUGCUUUUUUACCCUUUAAGACCAGAGCUGGUGGAGUCAACUUACCUGCUGUAUCAGGCGACCAAAAAUCCUUUCUAUUUGCACGUUGGGAUGGAUAUUCUUCAAAGCCUCGAGACAAAUGCUAAAGUGAGAUGCGGGUAUGCCACUCUGCAUCACGUUGUGGAAAAAUCCAAAGAGGAUCGCAUGGAGAGCUUCUUCCUCAGUGAAACUUGUAAAUACCUUUACCUGUUGUUUGAUGAGGACAACCCGMUUCACAAAUAUGACAAGUACAUGUUCACUACCGAGGGUCAUAUCGUGCCUAUAGACAAACGCUUCAGGGAGAAACAGUGGGAGGAUUUGUUUCCAUGUGAAGAKGGAGCUUUGGCUGAAACCGAGCCGAACAGCCAGCCACCUCCRAGCAACGUCAGCCACUGUAGCAGGAUUCCAGAGGAGCAACGGUACGCUUUGCCAUUAAAGAGCGUCUACAUGAGACAGAUCGAUCAUAUGGUGGGACUUUUUUGAGUAAGCGAGGACAAACUUCGGUUUAAACAAACCUUCAGCUCAACGAUGUCAGAGGAGACCUCUGCCGAUCAAAAUCUUUKCUCUGUUUGUUCGGCUGCUCAGGAAAUGGACACUAUCAUAAUCCUGAGAAAGAUUUUUUUUACUACUUUAAUAUAUUUAAUGAAAAGUUUGUGUGGGUGAGUGUGGAGUUUAUAAAGAUGGCAACUCUUUGGUUUAGGGAAAUGAGGAGUCGUUCAAUAUUUAAUUUAAAUUUGGGGACAAAUUGAGACUAAGUGAUUCUAAUGCUGUAUGUCUGAAAUCUUGUGUUUGGAAUUACAGUUGAGCUGUGAGUCUUAAAAAUAAUCAGUUUAUGGGAUCAGUGCCAUCUAGGCUCAAGUAUAAAAUGCAUAACUUCUAAAAACAUUCACCUCUGAAGGAAACACUUUCUAAACAACAAUCAGUGCCUCUUUGCCGUUUAAUAGUUUAACUAGAUCAUUGCUUUUAUAUAAAGGGCUGCAAACAAACAGUUGUGUACAAAGUAAAACUGCUCUGGAUGAGAGCGUUUUAUGUUGUGAAAUUUGCCGCUCUUUCUACAUUUAAGGAUAAUUUUUAAUAUAAACAAAACACUUGUAUUUUUUUACUCUAAUGUCCCCAUAUCAACAGUUUUAUAAGUAUUGCAACAACUUGUUUUUAUUACGUUUAGUAAUUAAAAGUUAAAAAUGUGUUUUUUUUCAUUCAGAGAGAAACUGAAAAACAAGAAAAACUGCAUGCUGCUGCAUAUUAGCUGUUAACCCAUUAUUCAGUAAUAAAACACAAAAUUCACCAAAACAAGUGACGAUCUCUCAAACCUUCAUAGUGACUAAAUGUCAUUUAAGAGGCAAGUAGAUGUGCCAUAACCACCAUCAGAGUGAAGUUCAGGCUGCCUCUUUAAGUGCCUUUACUGUACAGCUCACAACAUUACUGAAUAUGAUGUAGRCCACAUUUGAUGCUACAAAACAAUUUUAUUCCAUGUUUUGUGCUGUUCUACAAUAAUGACACGAGAGUUUGGACAUCACAAACUAAGCCAUAUUUUUUUAUUGCUACUUAUUUUUUUUUGUAGGUGUUACUUGUUUCAUUGACGUAGAGGAUGUUCAAGUUAUCAUUUGCUGUUUCUUUUAAAUGCACCUAAUAAUUGUCAUGUAGUGAGAACUCAGGGUUGAAUCAAAAUACAUAAAUCAAUGAAUGCUUUUCUAAGAAAUAAACUUUCUUGUAAUGUUUACUAUAGACAGAAUAGCCUUCAGGAUUUAUGUUGCCAAUGUUUGUUAUUCAAGAUCAAAGAAGCACAGCACUGAGUUGUAAAAAGAAUAUGCAUCAUUAGUUUAGACAUGGUGAAAAAAAAUGUUUUUUAGUGUCCAAUAAGAUAAACAUCUCAUUUGUAAUUUGAUUGUGUGGGCUACUUUUCAGGAUUCAUCACAAUUUAAACAACAGUUUUAUUUUUUUUUCUUUGAAAURUUGUUCAUUGUUGGAAGUCUUUUUAAAUUGUUUAAGGCCAUAUCAGUGAUUCAUGAGUGAGAUUAAUUGUGUUUUAUAAAGUGAAAUGUUAAAGAUUUUUGAAAAUCUACAGUCACUUUGUUGGUAGGAAAAAAAUAUUGGCCACUCAGUUAGUUGCCUAAAAAUGGCAUGUUAAUGUCUUAAGUAAGUUGUGACAAAAUAAGAGAGGAACUGAUAUAAUAAAACUGAUUAAACAAGUCAGAAUAUAAAGUUAACAUGGCACAAAACAUCAUUGUUCUGCUGUAUGUACAUGAGCUCAGUUUACCAUUGAACACAUUGUUUUUUAAUAAAUUUAUACAAAUUUUAAAA
Messenger RNA from Austrofundulus limnaeus, 3539 nucleotides. It is a transcript of the gene edem1, whose product is annotated as ER degradation enhancer, mannosidase alpha-like 1. Gene Ontology annotation, molecular function: calcium ion binding; mannosyl-oligosaccharide 1,2-alpha-mannosidase activity. Lineage: Eukaryota; Metazoa; Chordata; Actinopteri; Cyprinodontiformes; Rivulidae. Gene Ontology annotation, cellular component: membrane. Gene Ontology annotation, biological process: endoplasmic reticulum mannose trimming; carbohydrate metabolic process; mannose trimming involved in glycoprotein ERAD pathway. The record is from RefSeq and is a predicted model, not a curated record.